AUGUCGUCCAAUAUAAUGCUACCGGAAUCCCCGGAUCCCAUUACACGAUCAGAAACUGUAGCCUCAAAGAUCAGCUUCAAUGAACAGUCUUCAUCUAGAACAAGCAAAGUUGCGUUUUCGUUCAUGGAGAAAAGAGCAAUGUAUCGUGUUGUGGUUGACGGUGCCGAUGUCACACCCGAAGACAUUCUCGAGCCUGAUUAUGUAAUGAUGGUAGAUACUUUUUCGCAUGCUGCCUUUGAAAACAAACCCCGUUUUAAAAGUGAAACCGGGCUUAAAGCUACGUCUAAAUCACGAUCCGUUACGGAGGGUGCGAUGACUGUUUUUGCAACGACAAUCUCUCUUGACGACAUUCAUAUCGAUCACACGCUCAACACGAGCGAGGGUUUUAUACCUGACGACGAAGUUCUCGAACAAGCGCCUUCAGCAUUUUAUCUCCCGAAAAGUAAACCAGUCAUGUCUUAUCCCCCUGAAAUUUUCAUUGUGCUUAAAGAGACAGAAACUUGUUAUUUGUUCGAAUUACCUAGUUUUGCUUUUGAGAAAGGUACUCCUGAAGCAGAUAAGGUAGAAGAGGAUAAUGAGUUUUAUCAAUAUAUUACUGUUGGAAAAGGGAGAAACAGAAAAAUGAUUGUGGAGGAAACACAAACUGAAGAGUAUAUUGCACAGACACGACACACGCUCGCGUCGAGACCCCAAAGGAAAAAUGCUAUAGCAUUCGCAUCUUUAUGGGACAUGCACGAUACCUACGCUAAACUUGCAAACGUGAAAAAAGUGGAAGAACCUGAUGAAAUGGUGCUCUAUCAAUCAGCAGCACCCAAUUUACUCAGAAAGAAGAAACUAAAUGUUUUUGACGCUUCCUUGAAAAAAGGAAAAUGUUUUGAAGAACUAGCGUCGACAUCAGAAUUCCUAGAUGCGGUUUUAUUGGCUGAACGUGUAUUAUCGACACUAGAAUAUUCUGAAGCUCAGAAGAAAUACCGUGGCUUGGUUCGUAUAAAUCCACUCUCGUUAGAUUUAGUGUAUAUUUACACAAUGAAACCUUUAUGGACUUUUGAAUGUGAAGAUACCAUAAACCGCCCCAUAACUGGAAUCUCAUUUAAUCCGAAGAAUGAGAAUAUAUUAGCAGUCGCUCACGGGAAAUUCCGGUAUGCUGAAUGCUAUAACGGCUUGGUCUGUAUUUGGUGUACAAAAAACCCACUAAAACCCGAAAGAGUUUACCAAUUCGAAGAUCCAUUAACAUCAUUGGCAUUUGCCGAAAAAAACCCUAACUGGCUAGCUUGCGGUUUUGCUAACGGUGACGUAUUGAUUUUGGACAUCACUUCAUACACCACAAAAAGCAUAGCGAAAAGUAAACGCGACACAAAUCCCUGUUUUGAACCAAUCUGGGUGACAAGUUGGCGAUCAAUUGAUAAGGAUAAUGAAUUCGUUAUGACUUCAUGUCAAGACGGAAGGAUCAACAAAUUUACUAACACUAAGACCCACGAUUUUAUAUGUUCACCCAUGAUGAGAAUAUCAACCGUCGAAGGUAAGAUGAAAGGGCUGGAAGCAACGAAAGCAUGUUUGAAAGUAGACGUUCCUAUAACGCGCUACCCAGCAGCGUUAUGCAUAAAAUGGCACCCGAACGUUGAGCACGUGUAUCUAGUUGGUACUGAUGAAGGAUGUAUUCACAAAUGUUCUACUCAUUAUCUGAAUCAACACAUCGAGGUCUUCAAAGCACACGCAGGUCCUGUUUACGGCAUGGAGUACUCCCCUUUUAUGAGUUCGUUGUUGGUGUCUUGCGGCGCAGACGGCGCUAUAAGAUUGUGGAUAGAAGGCAUGGAUGACGUCAUUAUGACGUUAACAUGUCCCGCUGCAGUAUACGGUAUCGCAUUCUGUCCAAUCAACUCCACGGUGAUUUUAUCGGUAAGCGGAAAUAUACUUUCCAUUUGGGAUCUGCGAAGGAAAACUCAUAUGCCGUGUGCGGAAUACUCUUUUCCUAAUAACGUUGUUCUGACGUACAUUAAAUUUGCCGCUUCGGGAGAUAAUGUCUUCGUUGGUGAGACGUCUGGACGCAUUCAUACAUUCCAUUUGGAAGACACUCCGAUACCACCGUUUUACCAAAGAAAGAUGUUAGACGAGGCGAUUAAAAAAGCACUGUGCACGAGACCACAGCUCUUGAAGCAACUCGAAAAAUUGGAAAAAUUUAGAGAGAAGUAUGCGAAAUAAUUAACGAAAUCAUUUUGAAUAAAAUUUGUACAUGUGAUAUUAUAAGUAGCAAUCAUGAAGCUAUUAAAAUUAUUUUAUUAC
Bombyx mandarina (wild silkworm) is the source of this 2280-nucleotide messenger RNA. Its product is annotated as dynein axonemal intermediate chain 4. Gene Ontology annotation, biological process: cilium movement. Gene Ontology annotation, molecular function: dynein heavy chain binding; dynein light chain binding. The record is from RefSeq and is a predicted model, not a curated record. Gene Ontology annotation, cellular component: axonemal dynein complex. NCBI's taxonomy places the organism in Eukaryota, Metazoa, Arthropoda, Insecta, Lepidoptera, Bombycidae.